ACAGAGAGCAUCCUGGGGGCCGGAAGGAGGUGGAAACUCCUGCAUCCUACGGGAGUGCCAGCAGACGCGCGUGGUAAGAGAGCGCGUGGCUGUUAUAGAGGCUUGUUGCUGGAGCGCGUGGCUCGUGCGCGGAAGUCAGAGGUGACCGAAAGCCUGACGUCGCUGUAGAAGCUGAGACCGCGAGCUAUGGUGGGGAGAUCUCGGCGGCGCGGAGCGGCCAAGUGGGCAGCUGUGCGAGCUAAGGCAGGUCGCGACCCAGCGGACGAAAAUGAUGACAAUUUGGAAUCUCCACCCUCACCAGGGGACUCCAGCUACUACCAAGAUAAGGUAGAUGAUUUCCAUGAGGCCCGAUCUCGGGCCGCCUUGGCUAAGGGAUGGAGCGAAGUGGAGAGUGGGGACGAGGAGGAGGAUGGCGAUGAGGAGGAGGUGCUUGCCCUAGAUAUCGCCGAUGAGGACGAUGAAGAGAGUGCGGGGAAUGAGGAGGAGGACGAUGAUGAUGGUGGGAGCUCCAUGCAGAGUGAGGCUGAGGCCUCGGUGGAUCCCAGUUUGUCGUGGGGUCAGAGGAAAAAACUUUACUACGACACGGACUAUGGUUCCAAGUCCCGAGGCCGGCAGAGUCAACAAGAAGUAGAGGAAGAGGAAAGAGAGGAGGAGGAGGAGGCACAGCUCAUUCAGCGGCGUUUAGCCCAAGCUCUGCAAGAGGACGAUUUUGGAGUUACCUGGGUGGAGGCCUUUGCAAAACCAGUACCUCAGGUAAAUGAGGUUGAGACACGGGUCGUGAAGGAUCUGGCGAAAGUUUCAGUGAAAGAGAAGCUGAAGAUGCUGCGAAAGGAAUCACCAGAGCUCUUGGAGCUGAUAGAUGACCUGAAAGUUAAGUUGACAGAGGUGAAGGAUGAGCUGGAGCCAUUGCUACAGUUGGUGGAGCGAAAGAUCAUUCCACCUGGAAAAGGAAGCCAAUACCUGAGGACCAAAUACAACCUCUAUUUGAACUACUGCUCCAACAUCAGUUUUUAUCUGAUCCUGAAAGCUAGGAGAGUCCCUGCACAUGGACAUCCUGUCAUAGAAAGGCUUGUUACCUACCGAAAUUUGAUCAACAAGCUGUCAGUUGUGGAUCAGAAGCUGUCCUCUGAGAUUCGUCAUCUGCUCACACUUAAAGAUGGUGCUGGAAAGGAAGAACUGAAUCUAAAAGCAAAAUCCACAAAGGCCAAGCCAAAAUCUGUUUCUGCUGUUGCUGCCUCCGCUGUUACAGACCUUUCUGAUGAUUCUGAUUUUGAUGAAGCUGCACUGAAAUACUAUAAAGAAAUAGAAGACAGACAAAAAUUGAAGAGAAAGAAAGAAGAUAGUACUGAAGAACAGGCUCCUGAAGUUCAAAAUACAAAGAGAGCCAUUACUUAUCAGAUUGCUAAAAAUAGGGGACUUACACCUAGGAGAAAGAAGAUUGAUCGGAAUCCCAGAGUGAAACACCGGGAGAAGUUCAGAAGAGCCAAAAUUCGCAGAAGAGGCCAGGUUCGUGAAGUUCGUAGAGAAGAGCAACGUUAUAGUGGUGAACUAUCUGGCAUUCGUGCAGGAGUUAAAAAGAGCAUUAAGCUUAAAUAAAGUUUUUGCUUAGUUUAAGUUUUUUGGCGAUAAUUUUGGAUCAAUACAUUUUUAUUUUUAACUGGUGACGUGAUUGUAUUAAUACUUAAUAUCUAACCGUAAAUUUUAAAAAGUCUGUCAAUAGGGAAAAUUGUUUGGGUUACUGCUUAAUUUAUUUGUGUUUUAAUUUGUAAUCAGAUCAUACUAAGAACUGCGGGAACAAUAUGAGGGUGCGUGGGAAGAGAGAUGGUGAUGAAAAAAGUUCUCUAACAUUCUGUCAAAUAGUAGCCUAGGGAAAUUCCACAGCUAGUUGUGGAGCAACAGUCAAACUUAUAGUACUUUUAUAAUUUUUCACAUAAAGUGAAGAGAAUGCACCUUUGGCAGUCAUCUUAUUUGUAAGAUAGGCUAUAAAGUAGUUCUGACAUUAUUUCAUUUACCUAAAGUAUAGUUCUCGAGCAGCAUACUUGUUAAUAAUGAGUCUACUAUUGACUUAAGGAUUUUGUACAUUUUAUUGUGGUACAAGCUUAGCACUGAAGAGGAACUUGGUUAAAAACAGAAAGAGGUAUGCCUUAAUUACAUUAACUGUGAGUAUUUUUUAAUAGUCCUUAAUGUGGUAAGAUAAAAAUUCCAUUUCCCCUUCUGUACUGGUGGGUGCUCUUUGUACACUCCACUUGCUGAAAAUCUGGUAUGAUUACUACUGGGUAAGUGGUAACUUCAGGUGGUAACACAAUUACACUUUUCGUUAUAGUUAUUCUGGUCUUUACAGUAGGGAAAAGAUGAGAUGGUGAACUUAAAAAUUUUUAGGAUGAUGCCAGGGAGAAAAUGACAGGACUAGUGAAGGAAAGCACAAAGGACAUCUUACCUAUGUCACUGUUUAUUCAUUAAACAUUGUGCUAGCUGCUAGAAAUGCAGAGAUGGUCAGUGGUUAAUAUUUAUUAUUAAAACAUUUGCCACAAGUUUGUGCGGUGGUACUGUUCUCUUCUGUCAGAGAUGAGGAUGCUGAAAUUCCCGGAGGUUAACUUCCUAAAGGACAUAUGCUUGGGAUUUGGACCCAAGCCGGCUUAAUUUGAGCCUUCAUUCUUUUAACUUCUGGCUUACAGCUGCUGCCAGAGUAGUGCACAUGCCAGAUUAUUUUCUUAUAAAUAAAAAAAGAAAGUUAGAAAUAAAAGUUUAUAUUGAGUGCAAAGGUACUUUUGUAAGCAUUUUAUUUAUAUCCUUAUUCCUCACAACUCUUAUGUAGUAAAUUCUAUUAUCCAUGUUUUAAGGAUGAAGAAACUGGCAAAGAGAAGUAACUUUCUCAAGGUCAUAUAGUUAUUAAGUGGUAGAGCCAGGAUUUCAUCCUAGCCUUUCUGGCUUAAGAGCCAUAUCCUAUACUUCCUUUUCUGAUAUAGUAAAAAAGUACAGGUUUUGGAGUUAACUUACUAGGUUGAUUUUGAGUUAAUUACUUGAUCGCUGACUCAUUUUCUUCAUCUAUAUGGUACUAUUAUUUUACCUACCUUGGGUAUAGGUAUAUACAUAAAACAGUGGUUAAGAGCUAUGAGACAAUAGAAAAUAUAUAUACUGGUUUCUGGCAUAGAACUCCUAAAACCCUUGUAAAUUCCUAAGUAGUAAGAGCACUGGGAACAGCAUUUGUUCUAAUAAGGUGACUCUAAGUGAGCUCCUGGAUGGGGGCUGGUCACCAGAAAGACCAAGCCGUGAUUAGAAGCUUGGCAUUUUCAGCCCCAGACCCCCAUGCUCCAGAGAGGGGAGAGAGGCUAGAGAUGGAGUUAAUAACUGGUCAUGUCUAUGUGAGGAGGCCUCCACAAAAUCCCGAUGUUAUGGGGUUUGGGGACCUUCCAGAAUGGUGAACACAUCCUCAUACUGGGAGGGUGAUGCACCCCACUCCAUGGGGACAGCAGCUCCUGUGCUGGGGAUCCUCCCCGUCUUCACCCUAUGUACUUCUUUAUCUAGCUGUUCAUCUAUAGUUUUUAUCAUGUUCUUUAGUAAAGUGUAAACUAAGUGUUUCCCUGAGUUCUGUGAGCCACUCUAGCAAAUUAAUCAAACCCAAGGUGGGAGUUAUGGGAACCUCAGACUUAAAGUCCAUCAGUCAGAAGCACAGAUAACAACCUGGACUUGUGAUUGGCAUCUAAAGUGGAGUAGGGGCAGUCUUUUGGGACCAAGCCCUUAACCUGUGGGAUCUGACGCUACCUCCAGGUAGACUGUCAGAGUUGGUUAAAUUGUAGGACACCCAGCUGGUGUUGCAGAGAAUUGCUUGGUGGGGGAAACAUGGUGUCAGAAGUGUUGUGAGUGGUAAUAGUGUGACAGUAAAGGAGAAACACACAGGUGGAAAACUCAAGUUUUUCCGAUUCAAAAGCAGGCUUCACCCAGAUUCCUACCCCAGUUUCAUCAAUUAGUACCUGUGACUAGGGGCAAGUUACUUGAUCUCUCUUCCUGAGUUUUUUCAUCUAAACCGGGGAUAGUAGUAGUAGUACCUACUUCAUAGAAUUAUUAUGAGGAUAAAGUGAAUUAAUAUAUGUAAUGCACUUAGAACAACGCCUGUUACACAGCAAACACCUAAUAAGUGUUGGCUUUGGCUUUUUUUUUUUCUUUUUUUUUUUUUGGACACGCUGUGUGACUUGUGGGAUCUUAGCUCCCCAACCAGGGAUCGAACCCAGGCCCUCAGCAGUGAAAGCUUGGAGUCCCACCAACCACUGGACCACCAGGGAACGCCCAGUGUUGGCUCUUAUCACAGGUCGUGAGCAUCCACAUCUGACAUACAGAUGCUCAACACAUAGCUAAUAGUGUAGUGAUUCCUAUUCAUUGCAGGAACAUAGAGAAUAAAAUAUAGUCGUAUAUGUAAAAAUGCUUAAGAAGUUAAUAUUCUAAGUUUGGAACAAGAGGGGAGCACUGGGUAAGUGAGCACAUGAAGGGAUAUAGAAAAUCUGGGAAAGGACAAAAACAAGGAAAUGAAGUUAGAGGUUGAAGGUAUUUAAUGUUCUACGUCGAAUUUCUGCCACAUGUAACGUUGUGCUAAGGGGAAAAAAAAACGUUUUAAAGGAAGAAAAAUCUUCCAUCAAGGAAAGUGGAAAAAAUUAAGGCAUAUUUCUCCAAAUGUAUCACAUAUUCUUUUAGAGACCUCACAACACUAUAAAUAUUAAUUCAUUCUGUAAUAGCUAGGAUCUAGAUGGUACUAUUCUAUUUUAUAAACAUAAAACGUGGCUUUGCCUGAGGUGAAUUAACAGUAAAUGAAGUAACAGAGAAACUACUGGAUUUAAUGUUUACAUCUUCCAAAUUUUGUAUUUACUUAACAAACAUUUAAAGAGCACUGAGAUGUGCUGGAUACUGUCCUAACAUGAAUAAUAAAUUGUUAACUAUUCAGUAUGAUCAUUUUUCAUAGAGACUCACUUUGUGAACUCAGGAGAGUUCACAUGGAUAAGAGUUCCAAUUAAGUAGAUUACUGGUGUCAGGCAUCAAUACAAAGCAACAACCUGUUAGUUUUAUGUCAGCAUGUUAAGCUCUGGGCAGCUAUUGAAAAUACAAAAUAUUAAAAAUUAAAGUAGAAGAAAAUAUCAAAUUAGUGAUGCAGUAACUUACUCUGCCACUAAUCAGCUGACUGGCUUUGGGCUACUCAAUUGUGUAAGCCAUAGUUUCUCACCUAUAUUCUUACUUAUGAAGGAGUUAAAUAAAAUAAACAUAUCCCUUUAA
Messenger RNA from Balaenoptera acutorostrata (minke whale), 5259 nucleotides. It is a transcript of the gene UTP3, whose product is annotated as UTP3 small subunit processome component. Gene Ontology annotation, biological process: maturation of SSU-rRNA from tricistronic rRNA transcript (SSU-rRNA, 5.8S rRNA, LSU-rRNA). Lineage: Eukaryota; Metazoa; Chordata; Mammalia; Artiodactyla; Balaenopteridae. The record is from RefSeq and is a predicted model, not a curated record. The coding region runs from base 187 to 1596 and encodes 469 amino acids. The transcript has a single exon. Gene Ontology annotation, cellular component: nucleolus; small-subunit processome.